Mizuhopecten yessoensis (Yesso scallop) is the source of this 3493-nucleotide messenger RNA. RefSeq lists its product as uncharacterized. Lineage: Eukaryota; Metazoa; Mollusca; Bivalvia; Pectinida; Pectinidae. The transcript is spliced from 7 exons. The coding region runs from base 484 to 1128 and encodes 214 amino acids. The record is from RefSeq and is a predicted model, not a curated record.
AGGAGGUCGGGUUUUAGAAGAGUACACACAUGCCGUCAGCGGAUAUACACUAUGUACCAACGAACAGGACGCCGACAUCGACAGAGUCACUAGCGUCCCUUCGCACGGAGAAUACUUCUGACGACGUCAAAGCAAGGAUGACAAUAUCACAGGAAUAGGUCGGUACUUAGAUGUGAUCGCCUGAAUUCAAAGGAAGGUGGAAACUUGACUGAAAGUAAAAACGGCGGAUAUCGGCAUAGAUUUGACAUGACCUCAGUUCAUAUAAAACGAAUAUUCUGUCCCCGAUGCCAUCGUAUGUAUAGCGAGCAGACUGGAAACAGGAGCUGUGUGGGAGGAAACUGGAGUGAAUAGGGUGCGAUAGGACGUUGGUUCAGAUGAGGAGUUUGGACCGUUGUGUACAUGUUAUAUAUAUAUAUAUAUAACACAAGUGUAAGGAGACAGACAGUAUUGAUAAAAGACUGCUGCAGUGGCUGACAGCAGCCGAUGAAGAUGAUGAUGGAGCUUAGUGACAGAGUAGAGAAUGUGUCAAGGGACUACCUCGGACUGGUUGACAAAGUCAACGAUAAACUUCGGACUCUCAGGGCUGACCUGAUUUCUAUGCGACGACAGGAUGUAAAGCUCCUGAAACAGCUUGUGAACAUCAAUGACGUCAUCCAGGCGAUGUAUCAGCGUGCCAAGGAAAUUCGGAGUGAUGAAGACGACGAAGCAGAUGAACCCCAAACUAUGCGGCCGACAGAUGUCUGGAGGGCAACGAGCAGACGAACGCCGCUUGUCCGUCAGCAAAGCGUGCCUUACUAUUGCGGGGCACCGCGGACAUUUACCGCUACUAGUAUGGGGGACAGUAUGGAAGGGUUGGACGAGAUUGCGGAUGAUGACCCGUCCCUAAUCACCGGUGACGUCACAGAUGACACAGACAGUUUAUUCUCCAGCUCGGGAGCCAUAACCGUGCCAUCUUUCACCAAACAUUACAUCCGACAGCGCGCCAUUUCUUGUGAAACGACUCCUAACGAGCAAAAUACUUUGGAUGAUAGUCAUUUUGAAAAUAUGUUAAUGAAAAAUAUUCAAUUAUGGAAAUUUUCAUUACAUAAGAAUUCUGAUAAUGAACCUAACAUUUUACAAGUAAGAUAACAAACAAAUAGAAUUAAGAGUGUAAAAUAUGCUUAAUAUAAUUAUAUUUUUUCUUAUUGACAUGUACUUUGAUGUUAUGAUUAACAUAUAUUAAUUACAAAAACCAUGACUUUAUUCAAAGUCAAUACAAUUUCACAGAAAGCUUUUCGUAAAGAUACUGUGACUGUGAGUUCCAUUUGGAAGGUUAUUAUGAAUACACUUUUUCAUACUGCGAAUUAUGUAGACUUUUCAUCAUUAUAUCACUUUGAUUUUGCAUGGUCAAACAUAUUGUUUUUCCACAACGAAUACACAGUGUUAGCAUUUUCGCAAACACUGCUUAUUGUUAUUAUACAAAGUCUACUAUGUCGAUGAUGAAACGAAAUUUUUAAUGGUAAAAUAUCCAGAUAUUAUUAAACAAUUAUGCAUGCGCGUGCAUUUUUAUUAUUCACCAACAAAUCUUCCGAAAGCCUUCCCUUAAUGUCAAUCUAAACAAGUUAACCCGGUUACACUAUUAUUUACUAACAAAUCUUUCUAGAGCCUUCCAUUCAUGUCAAUCUAAACAAGUUAGCCCGGUAACACUAUUAUUUACUAACAAAUUUUUCUAGAGCCUUCCAUUCAUGUCAAUCUAAACAAGUUAGCCCGGUUACAUUAUUAUUUACUAACAAAUCUUUCUAGAGCCUUCCAUUGAUGUCAAUCUAAACAAGUUAGCCCGGUUACAUUAUUUUACUAACAAAUCUUUCUAGAGCCUUCCCUUAAUGUAAAUCUAAACAAGUUAGCCCGGUUACACUAUUGUUUACUAACAAAUCUUUCUAGAGCCUUCCAUUGAUGUCAAUCUAAACAAGUUAGCCCGGUUACACUAAUAUUUACUAACAAAUCUUUCUAGAGCCUUCCAUUGCUGUCAAUCUUAACAAGUUAGCCCGGUUACACUAUUAUUUACUAACAAAUCUUUCUAGAGCCUUCCCUUAAUGUCAAUCUAAACAAGUUAGCCCGGUUACACUAUUAUUUACUAACAAAUCUUUCUAGAGCCUUCCAUUGAUGUCAAUCUAAACAAGUUAGCCCGUUUACACUAUUAUUUAUCAACAAAUCUUCUAAAAGCCUUCCCUUAAUGUCAAUCUAAACAAGUUAGCCCGGUUACAAUAGUAGGUGUAGAUGUAACCAUUAUUGAAACAUGGGUUACCAUAGCAGUUGACAUUUCUUUUUUUUAAAGAGUAUUUGUUAAAGAUUAAUGUACAGUGUUCAUAACUUACGCGAUGUUAGGUGCGAUAUGGAAGCCAGUAUAUAAAUAUGUUUCUAGUUAUUUAAAAAAAAAAUCAAUUAUUUUCACGAUUUUAAAAAGAAGCCUAAUGGACCUUAACGCUCGCAUGGUAUUCAUGAGCUAAAUAAAUGGCAAAAGAUGAACAGGCAUUGUAAAAGUCACAACAAUAACGGAAAGUUAUAUCACUCGGAUUUUGGUCAAAACCAUAAGAUCAUCAUUUGAAUAAAAAAUUCAUCAAAUAAACUUCAUAAUUUACUGAUUUUAAGUUUAAAAGGGUUUCAAAAUGUUGGCCAUGUUAGCUAAUUGGAUUGCAAAUCGCUUCUAUACAUGUUACAUCGAAACAAGACUCCAAUGUUUUUAAUUAUAUUCUAUCCGUAGAACUUGAUUUUAAGGUUAACGGAUGACAGAGAAAGACGGUUGCAAUAGGUCACAUGAUUCCCAUGUGCGCUAAGAAUACCACGUUAAAUGGAAAUGCAUGUGAGAUAAAAAUGCAAAAACAAAAUAUCCUUUCCAUUAUGUAAAAUCUCGGUAAUGGUAGAUGUAAAGGUAUUUGGUCCGAACGUACAGGCAGAUUACCCAUCCUUUAAAUGAAUGGCUGUUAAUAACGGUAUUCAUACUUGAGUUUAUAUUGAGAUUGUAGAUCUUGAUAGUAAGUCCUUGCUGUAACGAAAUAUUUGAAAAGUCGUUUAAACGAGACAUCUUGAACUGUUAUGGCCGUACAUGACGAUAGUUUUGCCGGCAUGAAGUGUUACCAUUCCCGCUCUGAAAGUGAGCUUUGACUGAAAAAGAAGUUUUUUUCUUAAAGUGUUACACGUACGUCUCAUGAUGAAAAUGUAUCGACAUCAUCAACCUCUUUUAUAAACCUUCAAAAAGUUAAAAUAUUAGUUGCAUCUGUACUCACUAAGUGUAACCGGGCUACUCUAAUGGGUGGGGUAACAAUAAUGGGUGUUCACAUGUAUGACGUGUCUUUGACGAAUUGUCGAGUGAGGGGACAUGCGUGUAUUUGGUUUAUAUUUGAAGAGUUAUACAGUUAACAUCUAUAUCAACUGAAAACAAAUCUGCUUAAGCUGAAUAUUGUUUUUCUUGUCUGUCAUGUUUUGAUUUCAUGUGUUGACGAGCGUUGUAAAUAUA